Messenger RNA from Leptomonas pyrrhocoris, 1542 nucleotides. RefSeq lists its product as hypothetical. The record is from RefSeq and is a predicted model, not a curated record. Bases 325 to 1542 code for a protein of 405 amino acids. The transcript has a single exon. Lineage: Eukaryota; Euglenozoa; Kinetoplastea; Trypanosomatida; Trypanosomatidae.
GCUUCGCUUGUGCUUCCUUGCAUCGCUGCUUGUUCUUUUCAUCGUUAUCUACGAAAGCUUCUUUUCACAGCACACGCGCACCUCUAUAUUUAGAGAGAGAGAGAGAAGAAAAUGCGCGUGGCGCUGUACCGACUACAGCCACACGUCGCCCGUGACUGUGUCGCUCUUCUCCGCAGCGUCCACGACACCUCAGUCACCGCCGUGCGUCGAUGCGUGUCGCUCUCUGCUCUGCACGCAGUUCAACUCCACGGUGCUACCGCCUGGUGCCCCUGCCCGCGGCGUCUGUGCAGCACCACGCGUGAGGGCAACGAAAGGCACGAGAGCAUGACGGAUACCGCAGAUGCCUCUGACCUUAUCUGGAGCUUGCUGGACGACCCCUCAAUUGUCGCCGCUGCUGAACACACUAAGCCGGAGGUGUCUUCUUCCGCCGAAGGAAGCGAGGCGCCUGCUGGUGAGCGGCGUGAGCCUGUAAAGCCGAAUAAUGAAGAAGGAAGCGGUGGUGCAGAGGACGUCCCUUCACCAACUCCAGAUUACGUCUGGGUCGCACUGCACAACGUGCCUCGAAAUUGGCUGCACGAGGACAUUGUUCACUUCAUUCAUCAGGUCGCCCAGCACGCGGGCAUCGCCGCACCGUCCACGGCCGCCUCUCCCCUUCACGAAGCAUCCCCCGCGAGCACGGCGGCAGACGAAAAGGACGAUGACAACCGCAACGACACCACCGAAGGCGACGAAGACAGCCCCAGUACGAUGAGCCGUGUAACCUCGCCCUUUGUGCACCGCCUGCACAUCCCGUUUGGGCGGCGAACGGGUCUUGUGUACGGCAGUCCGAAGCUGCUCCUCUCCUCCGCCCGACUCGCGACGUACCUCACAAGCGAGCUGACCUUCGACGCGGACGACUUUCGCAGUCGAGUUUACUUCACAAAGCUGACCCCUGCAGAGCUGCCCGCUAAGCUUCAACAGCAGCAACCAUCAUCGUCGUCGUCGUCGUCAUCACACGGCGAGGGCGGUCCGUCAGCUGCGUCCGACAGCUUUGCCCAGGUGCGCUACACCCCGAUCGAGGAGACGGUGGAGCAGGAGAAGGCCGACGCCCUGCGCACCUUGGAGCUGGACCGCUACCUUUUUGCGCCAGACUUGCUGCUGGACAUCGCCAAGUCGCACCAGCGCCGGCUCGUGACGAAGAACGAGAAGGUGCUGCUGGAUGCGUUUGUGGAUGGGGAGGAGGACAACGGCGAUGAUGACGAGGAAGACAACAUGGAUGCAGCAAUUGAAAACGACGACCUGGAAGAUGAAGAAAGCGCCGCAGCUGCCGGGAGUGGUGCGAGUUCAAGCCUUCGGCGGCGGCGCACGUCUCCUUCCGCUGCCGCUGCCUCCUCCCCUGCCCGGCGUCUACGUCGACACCGAGGCACUGCGGGCGGGGGGCGUAGUAGGCAGCACGCCAAGCGACCCACACAGGUUCGUGCGGGUACGCAGAAACACCUGGGACGCGGCUCGAUGCACAACAUGCCGAUUCCGAAGCCCUACGUGCAAGGACGAAAGCUGUAG